AUGGCUGAAAAAUUCAUUGACGAAGUCUUGUCAUCAGAAGAGAGCACAGAUGGAAACUGUGAAUCGGAGGAUAAUGCGGUUCCUGAAAUAAAUCGUUUAAAGCCUUUUGAUAUGGAACCUAGGCGGAAACUUGAAGACUGGGAACUGAACGAUUUGGAUGGAAAAUCAGAUGAUUCUACUGAGAGUGAAUCUGAAAGAGAGAGAAUCGGAAAUGCCUACUGGUGCGUUUGUGGGGGUAAAUGUAAGGCAAUGGAAACAUACGCCGAAAGUCUUUGCUGCCAAGAAACUAACGAUAUUCCAGAAAAUUACUUCCAAGGCCAAAGUUGGAUAUCUUUGUCUGCGGAUUUCAAGAUUGUUUGUUUGACCAGAGCUGUACUCGAAACUGCCCUGUCUGCUAUGAACAACUUGAGAGGAGACAAGCUUGUUAUAAAUAACAGGACUUUACGUUUCGCAGCAUAUAAGCAAUACACGUGGUGGGUUCAUAACCGGCUUGGCAAAGGAGUUCGAAAAGUCAUUCCAUCUUGUGCUAUUUGGGCCAUUCGGAAUAGUUUUCCGUCUGAGAACGCCUACUACGUGCCAUUCAUGGAGAGUCGGCUUGAGGAUAAAAGACUAUAUCAAGAGAGUGAUAGUGACGAAUAA
Messenger RNA from Rhopilema esculentum, 639 nucleotides. The record is from RefSeq and is a predicted model, not a curated record. NCBI's taxonomy places the organism in Eukaryota, Metazoa, Cnidaria, Scyphozoa, Rhizostomeae, Rhizostomatidae.